GGGAUGUUCCUGAGAUCUCGCAGCGGCCAUUGUUUCCGAGCAUCGCAGUUUGCACCGGAGACGACGUCUUUCUUGCGGCUCGCUUCAUUCAUUGCCGAUCAAGGAUGGCAUCAAUGGGAACCGUGACCGUCUCCAACUUUGUAUCGAGGAGUUCUCUCGUCAUUAGUCACGGGGCUUCAGGCUCAGAGACCAAAACGAGCCUAUCACAGGUUGACCUGAGGAACCAAGCAGAAACUCACAAUGGAUUGAAAUCCUUGAACAAAUUGGAUGUGUUGCGGAAGAAAACCGCUGUAACUGCAAUUUCCAGGACAGCCAGUAGAAAAACUGACGAACUCGGUAAAACUGGUGGGAAAAUUGUGUGUGCACAAGGGAUGAACAUGGUGUUUGUGGCUACUGAAGUUGCUCCAUGGAGCAAAACUGGUGGGCUUGGUGAUGUUCUUGGAGGAUUGCCUCCAGCAUUGGCUGCUAGAGGACAUCGUGUCAUGACAAUAACUCCUCGCUAUGAUCAGUACAAAGAUGCUUGGGACACUAAUGUUACAGUUGAGGUACAAGUUGGGGAUGAAAUCUUAACUGUACGGUUCUUCCAUUGCUACAAACGUGGAGUUGAUCGAGUAUUUGUUGAUCACCCAAUGUUUCUGGAAAAGGUUUGGGGCAAAACUAAAUCUAAACUCUAUGGACCUAAGGCAGGAGUAGAUUAUGACAACAAUCAGUUGCGGUUUAGCUUAUUGUGCCAGGCUGCUCUGUUAGCACCUCUGGUUCUAAAUUUGAACAGCAACAAGUACUUCUCAGGACCGUAUGGGGAGGACGUUGUAUUCGUUGCCAAUGAUUGGCACACAGCUCUUCUUCCAUGUUACCUGAAAACCAUGUAUCAAGCAAGGGGAAUUUAUGGAAGUGCCAAGGUUGCUUUCUGCAUUCACAACAUUGCUUACCAAGGCAGAUUUGCCUUCUCAGACUUUUCCCUUCUGAAUUUGCCCGAUCAAUUCAAGAGUUCCUUUGACUUUACUGAUGGGUAUGUCAAGCCUGUGAAAGGAAGAAAAAUCAAUUGGAUGAAGGCUGCAAUAUUGGAAUCAGAUAGAGUGCUGACUGUUAGUCCAUACUAUGCCCAGGAACUUGUUUCUGGAAUUGACCGGGGUGUUGAAUUGGAUAGCAUUCUUCGUUUAACCACUGUUACUGGUAUUUUGAAUGGCAUGGAUGUACAAGAGUGGAACCCUACCACUGACAGAUACAUUCCUAUCAAAUUCAAUGCUGAAACUGUUGCCGAAGCUAAAGCUCUUUUGAAAGAAGCUCUUCAAGCAGAAGUUGGAUUGCCCGUUGACAGGAACAUCCCUCUGAUAGGAUUUAUUGGUAGACUAGAGGAGCAAAAGGGAUCAGAUAUCCUAUCAUCAGCCAUUCCGAAGUUCAUUCAUGAAAAUGUCCAAUUGGUGGUCCUUGGAACUGGCAAGAAGUACUUAGAACAACAGCUUGAAGAGCUAGAGAUCAAAUAUCCUGACAAGGCUAGAGGCGUGGCAAAAUUCAACGUUCCUUUAGCACAUCUUAUAAAUGCUGCAGCUGAUUUCUUGAUCAUUCCAAGUAGAUUCGAACCCUGUGGUCUCAUCCAGUUGCAAGCUAUGCCUUAUGGCACAAUUCCUUUGGUAAGCACAACUGGUGGACUUGCCGACACCGUUAUUGACGGUUAUACAGGGCUCCAAAUGGGUCCUUUCAGUGUUGAAUGUGAAACGGUUGAUCCAGCUGAUGCAGCUGCAAUUGCUAAAACUGUAAUAAGAGCUAUUGCGCUCUUCGGCACCGCUGCCCACAGAGAAAUGAUACAGAACUGUAUGGCUCAAGAUUUCUCAUGGAAGGCUCCUGCUAAACUAUGGGAAAAACUGUUGUUAAGCUUGGGAGUAGAUAACAGUCAACCUGGAACAGACGGAGAGGAAAUUGCUCCUCUUGCCAAGGAAAACGUUGCCACCCCCUAAGGAAACUGGCAAAAGUGGUAUGUCAACAUAAUUUUCCAGUUUCUCUUAGUAUAUGCCAAUUGCUUGCUAAUGGAUAUGGAUACGAAGAGGAAGAAGAAGAGGAGAGUUCUGAAGCAGUUGUUUGAUGUAACAAAUUCAGCUUCCAGCAGGUGAAAUGGCCCUGGAAAAUUGAGGCCACUCUCCAAUUGAUGCUGCUUCUCCUCAGGACAUGAGAGCCCUGUGAUCGUUGUGUUCUGGCAAGGAAAAAAGAAUCAGAAAAUAAACUACAUUUGCAAAUUUUUUGCUUUUGAACUUUUGUUGUAGAGUGCAAGUAAAUAGUAUGGUAUAGUGCAUCCUGUAGUUCUGUUCUUCAGCCUCUUGCAAAUUUGCUUGUGGAUAGAUCUAAAGGGUGUUUCUUGGAAAUAACUGAUGAUACCAAUUUAAACAAAAUUGGCCAAAAAUUAUUUUGUUUUAGUACAAAUGUGGUUCGGGAUUCGAAUAUCUUACCUUUCUCUUUGAAAUGAGGAGUAGUUAUCACAACCUCAUAUUUAUUUGGACGAUGGUGUAUAUCUUCAUCAUGUUAUUUAUUUA
This is a messenger RNA of Momordica charantia (bitter melon), 2525 nucleotides long. RefSeq names its product UDP-Glycosyltransferase superfamily protein (gene GBSS1). The record is from RefSeq and is a predicted model, not a curated record. Lineage: Eukaryota; Viridiplantae; Streptophyta; Magnoliopsida; Cucurbitales; Cucurbitaceae. Gene Ontology annotation, molecular function: alpha-1,4-glucan glucosyltransferase (UDP-glucose donor) activity.